Molecule: messenger RNA, 3236 nt
Organism: Xyrauchen texanus (razorback sucker)
Lineage: Eukaryota; Metazoa; Chordata; Actinopteri; Cypriniformes; Catostomidae
Exons: 5
Coding region: 1030-1719 (229 amino acids)
Source: RefSeq, a predicted model, not a curated record
UGUUCAAUACAAGUUUAGCUCAGUCGAAAGCAUUUGUGGCAAAAUGUUGAAUACCACAAAACUUAAUUUGAACACGUUUCUCCUUUUCUUUAAAAAGGCAAUAAUCAAGGUUACAGUGAGGCACUUACAAUGAAUGGGAAUAGCAACAAAGUUUGGAGGGUUUAAAGGCAGAAAAUGUAAAGCUGUAUUUUUUAAAAACACUUACAUUAAUUCUUCUGUUAAAACUUGCAUUUCAUUUGAGCUGUAAAGUUCUUUAAAUCAUCGGUUUAUGGUGCUAUCUGUUAAAUUGGCUAUAACUUUACACAGAAAGGUCAGUAAGCAAUAUUAUUACACUAAAAUCAUGUUAACACGCAUAUUGUUAAUGUCUGGCUAUACUUUUGAAACAGUGAAUAUUUUUACAUUUAAAGAUUGGCCCCAUUCACUUCCAUUGUAAGUGCCUCACUGUAACCCAGUGAGUUUUUGUUGUUUUUAUAAAAGGUCUUUUUUUUUUUUUUUUGUGGUAAUCAACAUUGUGCCACAAAUGCUGUCAACUGAGGUUCAAUACAAUGCUUCACUUGUAUUGAACCUGAAAUAUUCUUUUAUGCUCCCAAAUUUGUAUGCAGCCAUUGAAUAAUAAAGGAUUUUUGAUGUAUGAGAGCCAUGAUUUUUUUAUUAUUAUUAUUCUAUUUUGUAUUUUUUAUUAGCAUUUGGUUUUUUUUAGGUUUUAUGGACCAUAGAGCACGUUAACUUUGCACCCCACUGCCUGUUCUUGAGCCAACAGGAAGGGUAUGAGGUUUUCCUCUGGCGUGAGGAGAGCUUAGAUUUCCUUCCUCAACUGCACACUUACAAUAAAGCAGAAGUUGCCAGUUGUAUUUAAAAUAAAAGAUGAGAGCAUUCUCGUGUAAUGAAUAGUGGGGAAGUUUGCAGUAAAGAGUUUAAAAGAACUGGAAGUACUUUCGAUUUUUGUAGUCUGGAGAGAAACAGCUCUUUGUGAUCUGUUCUGUAACUGUGUGAGGACAGCCGACAGAGAGUAUGGAAAAAUUAUAAAGGAUGAAAACUGUUGAUUGGUGUUCCUGGACCUUUCUUGCCUUUUUGUGCAUAUUAAAAGUCUGUGAGUGUGAACGCUGCUUAUCUGUUCGGGCGAGUCGUGGUUCAAAGUUUGUGCCAGAAGGGGGCAGUCUCCAGAUGAGCUGUGAGGUGGAACACUGUGGGGUACUUAGCUGGACUGGAGGAUGGACUUUUCAGGACAUGCAGAGGAGCACAGAGUGGACUUUCCUCACUCCCUCUCUACGCAUUCAGCUGUCUAAUUACACUCUGACCACCAACAGUACAAAUUUGUUGGUCAACAUUCAGAACAUCAACCAAUCAGAUGCUGGAGCAUACAAGUGCCUGAUAUCCUGGCCUCAACAUAUCACUAGCAGUGGACAUGUGACAUAUGUUAAUGUGACUGAAGGUCCUUUGCUCUGUACAGCAGAAUCAUCUGGCAGAAAGCUCUCUCAUCGAGUGCUGGUGUAUCUUGGUGCGUUGAUGUGUUGUCCUCUUGUUCUGGGAGUGGUUUGGUGUCUGACCCAGGAUCAUCCACCACCAAUUCCUCCUCACUCCCACACCUCCUAUGGUGCUAGAGUGAAACCAAAAAAGGAGUUGGUGUAUGCAGAAAUUGCAUUGAAUGACACAAGGCAGAAUAUCCGCACCAAACAAGAGCUGCAGCCAACCGUCUACUGCUCACUGCAUUUUCCCUGACCAGAACAACUGCAUCUUGCAUUUCUAUACCCAGAGGGUCGUUCAGAUCAAACGUGUUUUCACGUUAAACUAAUCCACCUUAUUUUGCAACGCGAAAGUAAGCAGUGGCUACAAUCGUAAUGAUAAUAAUAUGUGGACAUUUAUUGCCAGCCUGUAAUAUAAAGCAGCAUAAUGUAGUAUUUUUGUAUAGCUAAAGAGCUGGAAGUGUCCCACUAUUUUCGCUGAAAAAUAAAGUGGAUAGAGCAGAGAUAAAGCCUUUCUAGCAACAGUCCAAUUCACGCUAGCGCCGUCUUUGAUUUUUAAUGGUAAUGACAACAAAGCUGUGAGGGAUACUUACCAUCUUUUCAAUGUCAUGACCGGUAUAAAGCUCGUAGAUCACAUCUGAUUUCCACAACUCAUGUUGUUUGGAGUUCUUUGUAUACUGAAUGUUCUUGGGCAGAUAUUUUAUCAAUGUUUUGUCUGCAGCACGAUCCAAAAACUCUUUAAACUGCAGUACAGCUCACUGAAUAGACUGCAAGUCUAUCCCUCACAGCCUCCUUUUCAUUCCCAAUCAAAAUCAAAGAUGGUGCUAGUGCAAAUAAGGUGAAUGGCGGCCAUCUUUGAAACACUCCCAGGAAGCUAUUCCCAGUAAUGAAAGUGCUGCUCCUAUUUACUUGAAUGGGGGAACACCGAAAUCUCCACAACGAGUAAUCAAGAUAACGAUCAAGGAAAAUAUUUCAAAUCAGCAGUAAAAUCUAACAACACUGGUAUCUGAAAUUGAGCUUCUUUCACACAGAUAACGUGAAAUAAAAAGCUAUUUUACCAGCUUCUAAAGCUAAUGCGCAUAAUGCGCUUAAGCUGAUCGACAGGCGAUGUCUGUAUCUAAAAGGUGAUUGGUUCUUUUAGCUGUAAUGCCGGACUUCCUUUCUUCAUGGCCCGUCUCUGCUAAAUGGACCCUUUUCACAGACCUGUCAUGAUGCAUUUCCAUCUUCUUUAUCUACGUACAUGUAGCAAACUUUUUACAUUUCCAAUUUUACAAAUAUUUUGUGUAAAUGUAUAUAUUGUAGGCUACUUUGUAUUAUAUUACCCUGGUGGAAAAAAAUCUGUUACCACAGCUGUGAUGAGGCUUCUAACACAUCUGCUGAGGGAGUGACAGAAAAUGUGACUUUUUCAUGUGUAUGUCUCGAUAUACGUUUUAAAAGGUUAACGUUGUUUUAAAUUUGGCAUGGUGUAAUGGUCAAAGAUGUCUCUCCAGCACAUUUUUACAUAGAAAAACAAAGGCACAGACAGACGCAAAAACAUGUUUAGUGUGAACAGCCCCUAAUAGUAGGCCUACAGUUGCAGUAUUAGACACAGGCCAAGACUGAGAACAUAGAUGUCCGUUUAAAAUAUGAAUUUGACCAGGUGCAUUGUUAAACUUUAUGUUGUUCUACUGUCAAUUGGAUGUGUCCAUUGUAUAUAGAAUGAGUGAGAUAGUAUUUUGUGUGUAUGUGUGAAUUAUCUCAAAUUAAAGGCGACAAUGACUUGAGUAUAUCCAA